This is a messenger RNA of Chrysemys picta bellii (western painted turtle), 4290 nucleotides long. The record is from RefSeq and is a predicted model, not a curated record. NCBI's taxonomy places the organism in Eukaryota, Metazoa, Chordata, Testudines, Emydidae.
AAGGAGGUUACAAAGCUCAGAAUCCUCAGAACUCGACCUGCCCUGACAGCGUCUGAGCCACCAUGGGAACCCGAGGUGACAUGUAUCCAUUGGGGCUCUGCAUCGCCCUGUGCCUGGGGGGCACCAUGGCCCAGAAUAACGGCACACAAGGUACCACUGAGGACUGCAACAGCCAUAUGCUAUGCCCAGCAAACGCCACGUGUGUGAACAACACCCACUGCACCUGCCUGGAUGGAUACCAGCCACAUGGGAAUCGCUUCUUCACUGACCCAACGGAGAUCUGUGACGAUAUUGACGAGUGUCUGGGGCCGAGCCCGCCAGACUGUGGACCCAAAGCAAACUGCGCCAACGUGGCUGGGAGUUACUACUGCUUCUGUAGCGAUGGCUACGAGCUCAGCUCUGGGAAAGCCAAUUUCACGAACGCGAGUGAGAACUCCUGCAAGGAUAUUGACGAGUGUCAGGGCCUGAGCCCGGCAGACUGUGGACCCUACACAAACUGCACCAAUGUGCCUGGGAAUUACUCCUGCACCUGCAUCGAUGGCUACGAGCCCAGCUCUGGGAAAGCCAAGUUCACGCACGCGAGUGACAACACCUGCCAGGACAUUGACGAGUGCCAGCGAAACACCACAAUCUACAUCGACGAGUGCCGCAAGACCACAGAUAUCUGCGGCCCCAACGCCACGUGUAUCAACACCUACGGAAGGUACUGGUGUGAGUGCCGGGCCGGCUACGUCCCCUCCAACAAAAACACGACCCUGUGCGAAGACAUUGACGAGUGCCGGCGAAACACCACAAUCUGUGAGCCCCACGGGACCUGCAUCAACAUGCCAGGGAGCUACAUGUGUAAAUGCAGUUGGGGAUUUGGGAAGAGUCUAAAGGAUCCAUCUAAGAUGUGCACAGACAUUGACGAGUGUCGCAAGACCCCAGAUAUCUGCAGCCCCAACGCCGCGUGUAUCAACACCUACGGGAGCUACCGGUGUGAGUGCCGGGCCGGCUACAUCCCCUCCAACAGAAACACGACCCUGUGCCAAGACAUCGACGAGUGCAAGAAGACCCCAGGUAUCUGCGGCCGCAACGCCACGUGUAUCAACACCAACGGGAGCUACUGGUGUGAGUGCCGGGCCGGAUACGUCCCCUCCAACGGGAACACGACCCUGUGCGAAGACAUCGACGAGUGCCGCAAGACCCCAGAUAUCUGCAGCCCCAGCGGCACAUGUGUCAACACCUACGGAAGCUACUGGUGUAAGUGCCAGGCCGGCUACGUCCCCUCCGACGGGAACAUGACCCUUUGCCAAGACAUCGACGAGUGCAAGAAGACCCCAGAUAUCUGCGGCCCCAACGCCACGUGUAUCAACACCAACGGGAGCUACAGGUGUGAGUGCCGGGCCGGCUACAUCCCCUCCAACGGGAGCACCACCCUGUGCAAAGAGCUCACCUGCCCCCCGCUGCUGGAUGAUGACAACUCUGCCAAAGCCAAGGUGAGUGGGGCACAGACCCCGGGGAUCGGCAGCAUCAGGCUGCUGCUGCAACUCGCUUCAGCUUGCAACCGCCGUCCCCCCCCAUCCCUUGCAAACGCCGUGCACCCCCUAGGGGCCAGACGGGGCAUUGCCCGCGCUCCCUCUGGCGCCUGGCUUCUGAGCCGAGGGAGCCUCUCGGGACGGGGGGAGGUGGGCUGCGAUUCUGUGAUCUCUUUUCCUGAGCCAGGCCUGGGCCUUGUUUUGCAGAACUUCCUGGGCAGCUUCCCAGCACAGGUGGGACGUCUCUGCAAGGCGGCGCUGGAGGAGCUGAAGCAGAUGAAGGCUCAGAGCGCUGAGUCUGUGAUGGGGCAGGUGCAGGGCUUCUUGGACAUUCUGGAGAAGCAGAUAAAUCUGGUCGGGCAGCAGAGCGAGAGCGUGGAGCAGAGACACCGGAGCGCGACGGAGCUGAUGGCCAUAGUGGAGAAGCUGCUGAGAACGCUGGCCCUGACCCUGCGUGACAGCACGAUCAGCAUCGCAUCCCCCAAUGGCACAGAGCUGGGGCUGGCGGUCAGGCAGGCUGGGAACCAGAGCCAGGAGACCGUGACGCUGCAGCAGAGCAAGACGCAGAUGGAAUUAAAGUGGGCCGGAGCCCCAGGGCAGAAAAAUGAAGGCUUCACGCUGGCCGGGCUGCUGACAUACCAGGGGAUGAGCCCCCUCCUGGACGGUGCUGGGCGGGUGGAGGCGCCCGAGUGGGACGAGAUCGGCCAGACGGGGAAGCGGGCGCAGGAGCCCGGGCGGCCCAGCUACCGUGUGCUGUCUCCAGUGGUGUCGGCCUUCAUCAGUGACCCGAACUCCCAGGCACUCGGCCUCUCCGUCAGCAUCCGCUUCAGCCACCCGGUGCCGGAGAACAAGACCAACCUGCGCCUCCUCUGCGCCUACUGGGAGCCUGACAGCAGGCGCUGGGCCACCAACGGCUGCACCCUGCAGAAGUUGAACGCCACCAUCACCCGCUGCCAGUGCAACCACCUGGCCAGCUUCGCCGUGCUCAUGGCCUUCUACGAGCUGGAGGGAAAGCGGAGCGUCGGAAGCAGCGGGUUUUGCUCUUUCUUUAAUUCAGCCUUAGAGAUUUUGAUGUCCACGUGUGGAAAUGGGAGUGCGGCGUUAUCACUGGAGAACGCGACUCUCCCUUUCAAUGCCCUCCUGAACAGCACCUCCCUCUGGGAUGGCGGAGACAAGAGGGACGUGGGGUCGGCUGUGACGGUCCUGCUGCUGAGCGUGGAAUGGGCUGCGCUGGCCACUGCGCUCCGGUCUCCAGAUAAGACAACACAGAACAUGACGACAGAGUCUAUGGCUAUCCAGACGCGGCUCGUCACAGGGAACUGCAGCCGGGACAGUGAGGUCUUCACGCUGAGAGCUCACGAGGAGACGAUGGUCGUGCACUGUGAUACAGUCACCGGGGCAGCCACACAAGGUACCAUCCUGGGGAUGGAGACACCCAGGGCCCAAACCACAGCACAGAGCGGUUCCUGGGCACUGAACCCCAGUCUGGGUUCCCCCGUUCCUCCCUCCCUCCCCAUGGAUCCCCAGGCCGGGCCCUGGCCUCUGUCUCUAGCCCUGGAGGGCUCCUUGCUGGCUGAGCCAGUGGUUCUCAGGCUGUGGCCAUGGAACGGGAGACCCAUUCACCUCUCCAGACCCGCAAACUUCACCCUGCGCCACAGACAGGCGAAAAAAGAGGAGGAAGAGGCUCUCUGUGUCUACUGGAAAGUAGUGGCUGAGAGCGGCAGCUGGUCUCCGGACGGCUGCACAGCCGUGCACACGAACAGCACUCACACCAACUGUAGCUGUGACCAUCUCUCCAGCUUCGCUGUCCUAAUGGCUCCCACCACAGUGACGGAGAGUUACCCACUGACCAUCAUCACCUACGUGGGACUGACCCUCUCCCUGCCGUGCCUCUUCCUCGCCAUCCUCACCUUCCUCCUGUGCCGCUCCAUCCGCAACGUCAGCACCUCCCUCCACCUGCAGCUCUGCCUCUGCCUCUUCCUGGCCGACCUGCUCUUCCUCACCCAGGUGACUCCCACCAGCAGUCAGGUGGCGUGUGCUGUCAUUGCUGGGCUCCUACACUACCUCUUCCUGGCCUGCUUCUCCUGGAUGUUCCUGGAGGGGCUGUUUCUCUUCCUCACCGUCAGGAACCUGAAGGUCGUGAAUUACACCAGCGCCAGCCGGUUCAAGAAGAGAUUCAUGUACCCGUUCGGCUACGGAUUCCCAGCCCUGGUGGUGGCUAUUUCUGCAGCAGUGAAUCCUGACGGCUACGGAACUUCCGAACACUGCUGGCUCAGCCCGGAGAGAGGCUUUCGUUGGAGCUUCCUGGGUCCAGUCUGUGCCAUAAUCCUGAUAAAUAUAACGUUCUUUGCCCUGACCCUGUGGAUCCUGAGAAACAGACUCUCCUCCCUCAAUGCAGAUGUGUCCACCCUCAGAGACCACAGGUUACUGACCUUUAAAGCCAUCGCCCAGCUCAUCAUUCUGGGCUGCACAUGGAGCCUUGGUCUCCUCCAAGUCGGCCCAGCAGCCACGGUCAUGGCGUAUUUAUUCACCAUCGUCAACAGCCUGCAGGGAGCCUUCAUCUUCCUGGUGCACUGUCUCCUCAAUCGCCAGGUGAGAGAGGAGUACAGGAGAUGGAUCAAGGGAUUCCGAAUGUUCAGCAUGAAAUCUCAGACUUACGAUCUAUCCAUGUCUGCUGUCCCCACCACCAGCACCAAGACGGUAAGAGGUCCUCUGCUCUGUUCCAAUACCAGCCUGUGACACAGUCAUCUCUAGCUGGGUCUCAUUACUGCUG